AUGGCUAAGAUAUCAUGUUCUUCUUUCUUCGUACUCAUGCUAGUGUUUUCAGUUUUUUCAUUGGUUGAGAAGGCUAAAGGAGAUGAACGUUGUACCAUAAUCAUUCAUCCAGGAUCUCCAUGUGACCCUUCUGAUUGUGUUCAGUACUGCUAUGCGGAGUACAAUGGAGUUGGAAAAUGUAUUGCAUCCAAACCUGGUAGAAGUGCUAAUUGUAUGUGUACUUAUAAUUGUUAAAGAGACAAAUUCUUAAUAA
Arabidopsis thaliana (thale cress) is the source of this 253-nucleotide messenger RNA. It is a transcript of the gene LCR22, whose product is annotated as low-molecular-weight cysteine-rich 22. Lineage: Eukaryota; Viridiplantae; Streptophyta; Magnoliopsida; Brassicales; Brassicaceae. Gene Ontology annotation, cellular component: extracellular region. The transcript is spliced from 2 exons. The record is from RefSeq and is marked reviewed. Bases 1 to 234 code for a protein of 77 amino acids.